Molecule: messenger RNA, 2524 nt
Organism: Drosophila willistoni
Lineage: Eukaryota; Metazoa; Arthropoda; Insecta; Diptera; Drosophilidae
Gene: Elp2
Product: probable elongator complex protein 2
Exons: 6
Coding region: 57-2489 (810 amino acids)
Biological process (GO): tRNA wobble uridine modification
Cellular component (GO): elongator holoenzyme complex
Molecular function (GO): protein binding
Source: RefSeq, a predicted model, not a curated record
GUUGUUAUUCAGUUUUAGAGCCACUGCGGCCGACACACGUGCCAGCAAUUCAAAAAAUGCAAAUAAAAGUGGACAACAUUUACACUUCGGUGGCUUGCAAUCGUUGUACUGACUGUGCAGAUUGGGGGCCCAGCGGCCUAAUCGCUUAUGGAGCCUGCAAUGCUGUGGCCAUACUAGAUCCCAGGCAUAAAGGAAAUUCAGCAAAAAUUCUGCACACUCUAGUGGAGCAUACAAAGCGAGUGAACACUGUCAGGUGGCUGGAUACGGAAAAACUAAUCUCUGGGGCGGAUGACGGCUUGGCUGUACUCUGGUCCUUGGACUUGAAGGGCGGUGUGGCCACCAAGCUUGCAGCACUUGCUGACCACACGAGUGGAGUAAAUGCUGUUGAUGGUGUUUAUCGUAAUACUGGUGAUUGGAUGUUGGCUACGGCUGCAGCUGAUAAUACCGUAAAACUGUGGAUCUAUCAAAAUGAUGGAAAAGUCCAUUGCUUUCGAACUGUACAAAUCAAGUCGGGCGGUUUUUGCUUCUCCCUAUGUCUGACUGUAUUACCAAAAAGUGAUCAAGUUUUAAUGGCCACUUCAAGUGAUGAUGAGAGCGUGUCCUUGUGGCUAGCAGAAGCAAAAUGUCAAGAUGAAGGUUCAGUGGAGUCAAAAUUUGAAUUUGUUCAUAAAUUCAUCGGACAUGAAGAUUGGGUACGAGGUCUGGACUUUGUAACUGAUGGAGAUGACCUACUCUUGGCCAGUGGAUCUCAAGACCAUUUUAUACGUCUUUGGAGAAUUUCACCACGCAGCCAACAACAGGUGCAAAAUAAUCAAACCGAGUUGGCGCAAUUAAGUGAAGAUGGGGAGGAGAUUAAGGUGGAAGAGACUAUCGUACGAUUGGGAGAGCGGGCGUGGUAUGCUGUGUCUUUGGAAUCUGUUCUCUAUGGUCAUGAGGGCUGGGUAUAUGGCAUAAAUUGGCAUAAAACGGAAAAUGAUGAAUUGCGUUUGCUAUCUGCCUCCAUAGACAAGACUUUAAUUGUGUGGUCACUGACAGAAAUGGGCGUAUGGCUUGAACAGGUUCGAGUUGGAGAGGUUGGUGGCAAUUCUAUGGGCUUCUAUGGUGGAAAAUUCUCAAAUGAUGGCCUCUCUAUAAUGGGCCACAGCUAUCAGGGUGGCUUUCACAUAUGGAAUCAAAACAAAGAACAACCGCACUUGUGGUCAUCGAAUGUCAUUGUGAGUGGACACUAUGGCGAAGUUAGAGACUUGGCCUGGGAAAAAGAGCAGGGCUCAUAUGUGAUGACUGUUUCGGCAGAUCAGACAACUAGACUACAUGCCCCAUGGGUGCAAAAAGAAAAGGAUUCUUCUUCCACUUGGCACGAGCUGGCCCGGCCUCAGGUUCAUGGCUAUGAUAUGCAAGCUAUAGCCUUACUUUCACGCUAUAAAUUUGCAAGCGGAGCUGAAGAGAAAAUUGUGCGAACAUUCCAGGCUACAGCGAAUUUUAUAGAAAAUUUUCGGCAUCUCUGCCAUAUUGAGGAUGAUACAGCUGGCGAUUCUUUGCUUGAUUCUUUACCCAAGGGUGCUUCGGUCCCAUCAUUGGGUCUUUCCAAUAAAGCAGUUUACACGGUGGAGCGAAAUACUGAAAAUUCUGGUGCAGCUAAGGAAGAGUAUCCGGAUAAUUAUUUUGUUCCAAUUCAAUUGCAAACUCCUCCACAGGAGGAGGCUUUGAUGCAGAACACUUUGUGGCCAGAAUUACAAAAACUCUAUGGUCACGGCUAUGAGAUUUAUGCUCUUGCGGCUACUUCGGAUGGUUCUAUAUUGGCAUCCAGCUGUAAGGCUACUAACGCGGAGCAUGCUCAGAUAAUAUUAUGGAAUACAUCAACUUGGAAGAUAUUGCAAAAGUUAAGCGGCCAUCAAUUGACAGUGACUCAAUUAAGUUUUUCACCCAAUGGGCAAUAUUUGCUAUCAGUAUCGCGUGAUCGCCGCUGGUGCUUGUUUGAGAAACAACAACAAGUCGAUCCUACAUCCCUGACAAGUUAUUCUCUGGCGGCCUCAACAGAUAAAACAAAUGGCAGACACUUGCGUAUUAUUUGGUCUUGCGAUUGGUCUCAUGAUGGAAAGCUGUUUGUGACUAGCUCAAGGGAUGGCAAGGUUGUUAUUUGGCACAAAUAUGGAACCAUAAACGACUCUUCACUCAAAGGUUGGCAGGCUUUUGGUCAGCCUUUGGAGCUUAAAAACGAAUCUGUCACUGCUGUGGCAUUUGCCAAAAAUGCUUUGUCUUCGCAAAAUGAGGCUUAUCUUUUAGCAUUGGGUCUCGAGAGUGGGCAUAUUCGUAUCUAUCGUUUUGCCCAAGGUGAAUGGCAACAAUUGGGCGAGUUAAACAAGAACUUGGCCCAUCAUUUGUCUGUGCGACGUUUGCAAUUUCGUCCCUGUCCCCAGAAAUUUUGGCAUUUGGCGAGCUGUGGUGAUGAUCAUUUGGUGCGCAUCUAUGAUAUUCAGAUAUCUAAUUGACAGUAGUUUAUUAAAAUCGCGCAAUAAGUUUUGUA